AUGCUUUGCAUGACUAUUGAGAAUGAAAAGUCGAGAUGUCACAGCUUAAAUACAUUGUCGACUUCUUGUUUCGCUUUUCUUUUCCGAAAACCAACUGGAGAUUGGUUUCAAGCAUGUUGCACUGAACAUGAUUGCUUCCUGGUGGAUGCAUGCAUUCCGGCAAUAUUGUUUUUCUCUGAAAAGCAUUCCAGUAAUGUAGGGGCAAUAUUAGAUAUAUCAAAGGCACUAGCGAGAUUGAUGAUCAUAUUGAAAGAGGAAAAACGAGCACUGAGAGAAUGUGAGGAAGAUAAGUUGCUUGAUUUUGUCUGCAGAUUCUGGGAUUAUAUUUCGGAGGCGGUAUGUCACGAUUGUGUCAGAAUUUUCGAAUCGCUAAUGAAAUUACAUCUUACAAAAUGCGUGUCUAAUGGUCCUCUUUCCUCAUGGGCUAAAAAUGUUGGAAAAUUCCUAAUUGAUUCAUCUUCGUCUUGUCGUAGCCGUUAUCGAUGUAUUUUGGUAUAUAGCAAAAUAGUGCCAUCAUUUUCGAAAGAUCUUGCAGAUAAUUUCUAUAAAGAGUUAUAUACUUCAUUAUCGAACCCAACUCUAGUUGUUGUGGUCAGCGAACUCAUUGUUUUUGAUAUUGUCAAGAAUUUGGAUAAUUUAGAUCGACUUCAGCUUCAUAGCUAUUUAUUAUGCGCAUCGCUUCAGUCACCAAUAAAAGCAGUUCGUAGUGCUGUUCAGAAACGAUUGCUGCCUGAAUUUUCGAAAAAUUCUCUGCUUUUGGAUUGGGUAAUUGAAGAAUUGAAAACAUUUCAAUCAGUACUAAGCAAGGUUGUGAAUGAUUCCAAAUCAACAUUGGUAAUGAUAUAUCCAAAUAUUACAGAAAGUGUAUAUGAUAGAAUAGGCUUAGAAACAUCGCUUUAUAUUGCAAAAUUUUGUCUGUUCCACCAGAAAGGGAACGGGAAUGUUCUAGAGUGGACUUCAUUCAUUGAUGAAAGCUUGGUAAUUUCUGCGCUACUCAGUGCCAGUACACAGUUAUUAAUUCGGAUUCGUGAAAGUGGCCAAAAUAUUUUGAAAAACGGCAGUGACGAAGACAAAUUAAAACCAUAUGUGGAUUUUAUUUGCUGGUUGCGUGAUUUGUGUUUUCAAAAUUUAAUGCAACACGCAAACUUCAACAGGCGUAUAAUGGCUCUUAAAAUGCUAGAACAUCUUUUUCUGGAGAACUAUUUGGCUAACGAUAACAAAGAUAUGUUUUUCAAGUUUUUGUCAUCAAAAUUGAGGCCAACAGAGGAACAGAUUCGUCGUGUAAUAUGUUGUUUGGAUGACUCAUACCACUUGUGUCAAAUUUCGGCUCUCCGUUUAUUAUCUUCAUCAUUUUUCGAAACCUGUAAUUUUGAUUUUGCUUCAUAUUUCUCAGAAACGAAGCAUCAGUUGUUCUCCAUUCGGUCAUUAUUCACAUUUACGGCCAGUUAUCGUUUGCGCUUUUAUCUUAAGAAAAACCCGGACAACUUGCAGAAUGUUUUCCAGUAUCUUCUUAAUCUCUGCAAAGAUCGAGUAAAGCUCAUCUCACAGGAUUUUUUAAUGAUAAUAACCAACCAAGGCUUCGUUUAUUCCGUGCUAAGCGCAGUCAGUGUAGUAUUGGAAUUUCUCGAUUUUCAAUCUUCUCUAAAGAACGAUUGGAGUGUUCCGUUGAUUAACCGUGAUUUGUUACCACUGUGUUUCCAAAUAAGUGAGUUAGUAUCGCCUGUUGUAAACAGCAUGUCGCCGGAAGGUUUCGUUCCUGAUGAUUACAUAAGUAUCAUUGUAAAUGUUAAAGAUUUCGAGAAAUCAAAGGAAAAUACAAAUUUUUGUCAAAUAUUGCUAGCAAGCUGUUGGCGUUCACACAAAUAUGUUUCUGAAAUAUUUUAUAUAAUAAUCACAAAGUGGCUUGGAAAUUCUGCACUUUCUUCGGAAACUGUACGACAUAUAUGCAGUUAUUAUUGGCGACAGCUGACGGAAUGUAAACACUGUGGUGCUGUGGAAGCAGCAGUUGAAGGAUUCGAAGCAUUGUGUGUAAAACUUUGGUCGUUCGCUUUAGCGGGUAGUCCGGAAUUUAUGGAUUUACCUCAGCCAGAGGCGUGGGUAAAGCAAAUUAUUGACUUAAUUGAUAACAGAAAGAACGUAUUGUGUGCAACACGUCGAAGUGCUGGUUUGCCACAUUUGAUUGCUUCAAUCCUCGCAAAGGAACCGAUCGCAAAUAAUGCACAAUGUCUGAAGAAAACAAUGAUAUCAUUGCUUGAAAAUGAAGGGAGAUCAUAUAAAGCACAAGUUCAUAGCAUUAAUAUCAUGCGAGCUAUUUUUCUGAACAGUUGCCUGUCUGAGGCUGUUCUGUGUUAUAUCGAACCUGCGGCGAACGUUUGCUUUACCUGUUUUGGUUCUAGUAAUUGGGCACUACGAAGUGCUGCAUCACAACUGUUCGCUGCGCUAAUUAGACGGAUAUUUGAUGACAAAUUUUCUUCUGAAAUCAAGAAUCUGUUGAUGAACAGUAAGGCACUGCGCCUUGAAUUCUGGCGAGCACUGUCGAAAUCAACUAAAGCGAAGUUUACUGAAAUUGAGAUGAUUCAAUUAGCAGUCGAAGACAUUCGAAAUUCAGGGCCAUUUGUGGAACGUUACAUUUUGACAUUGUUUCUGAAUAGUGCAACAGCAGACCUGGCAGGAUUAUUUGAUAGUUGUUUUUUAAAGCAUUUCCUUUACGAACUGAUCACGAUGAGAAGGCAGAGUAACCAACAUCUGGCAAAUUUGCUCCUCAUAAAAUUGGAUCAUAAUGAAUGGCGUUUUGAAUGGUUAUAUAGCAGUGCCGUUAACGAAGACCAAAAAAUUCAGUCCAUAGCUAUUCGAGCUUUGGAAUUGCUUUUGAAAAGAGGUAAUCCGGAUUUUCAAUUAUGUAAAAUUAUCGUUCUGCUGUUGAAGAGUGAAAAUGUAGCGAUCAGAGAAAAAGCAGCGGAACUCUGUUCUCAUGUAGCCAGUUUGAAAAUCGCUUCACUGAAUCCGGAAAUUUUAUUCUGGUGGUUUGUUCAAUAUUACCCCGAAGUUGAAGAAUUUAUUCACCAAUGUGGUAGUUUUGAUAGUAAUGAACAUACUCAUCUUUUUGAUGCAUGCGUUUCAAAUCCUUAUAUUGAAGCUAUUCCAAUUUGCAGUGAAUACUUAAGAAAUGUGAUGCAAUUAAUAUCAUGUUUGUAA
Acanthocheilonema viteae is the source of this 3195-nucleotide messenger RNA. The record is from the annotation of a GenBank genome assembly. Lineage: Eukaryota; Metazoa; Nematoda; Chromadorea; Rhabditida; Onchocercidae.